Mustela lutreola (European mink) is the source of this 616-nucleotide messenger RNA. It is a transcript of the gene WFDC2, whose product is annotated as WAP four-disulfide core domain 2. Gene Ontology annotation, molecular function: peptidase inhibitor activity. Gene Ontology annotation, biological process: antibacterial humoral response; innate immune response. The record is from RefSeq and is a predicted model, not a curated record. Gene Ontology annotation, cellular component: extracellular region. Bases 82 to 456 code for a protein of 124 amino acids. The transcript is spliced from 4 exons. Lineage: Eukaryota; Metazoa; Chordata; Mammalia; Carnivora; Mustelidae.
ACGCCCCGCCUCUCCAGCGUGUGGUUAAAUCCCCGCAUCCCCCCGGCGGCUCACACCUGCACCCCGCCCCGGCGCAGCACCAUGCCCGCCUGCCGCCCGGGUCCCCUCGCCGUCGUCCUCCUCCUCGGCCUGCUGCUGCUCGGCCUCCCCCGGGUCCCAGGCGGAGAAGCGGAGAAGCCCGGCGUGUGCCCCCAGCUACAGGCCGACCUAAACUGCACGCAGGAGUGCCUCUCUGACGCCCAAUGCGCCGACAACCUCAAGUGCUGCCAGGCCGGCUGCGCCACCAUCUGCCACCUGCCCAACGAAAAGCAGGGUUCCUGCCCCAAGGUGAACACUGACUUCCCCCAGCUCGGCCUUUGCCAGGACCAGUGCCAGGUGGACAGCCAGUGUCCUGGCCUGUUGAAAUGCUGCUACAAUGGUUGUGGGAAGGUGUCCUGUGUCACUCCUGUCUUCUGAGCUCCGGCCACCACAGCCUAAGGAGUGGGGGAGCGGAUGUUUCUGCCCGGCCCUGCCUGGCUCCAGCCAACUACCCUCCCCUCUUUUUGGCCUCUGCACUCUCUCCAGGACUGAGCAUUGCUUUUUCCUUUUCCAACCAAUAAAGUGACCACUUCCAGCA